UUGACAAAUUAUACAUUCUAUUUGUUUCUACAUUCUGUUAAAAUUUCUAAAAUUUAAUCAUUAUUCAAAAUUAAAGUAUUUAUGGCUUCGCAUACUUCAUUAGAUGCCCAAGUCUGUUCCUGUGGCUGUUGUAAGCCACGACGGAGAAGAAUGCAGAGGAGUCGACGAAGACGUUCAAGAUCUCCAUAUCGAAGGCGUAGAAGUUGUUCAAGACCACGCCGAAGAAGCCCAUGCCCAACCAGAAGAAGGUCAAUACGUAGAAGAUCACGACGUCGAGUUAAAUACUGUAAACCAGGAGUAUGUGUGGUAUGUGGCCAGAGUCCAUGUGCAAAAAGCUGUAGUUGUGGUUGUAACAAAUGUCGAUGUGUAGAGUGUAAUAAAGCAGCAAUAACUCCCUCUGAUUGUAAUACAUCUUCAAAUGCAUUCAUGAACUUUUUAAGUGCGUAUAAACGUAAAUGUGGAUGUAAUAGGAAUAUUGUUAAUAUUGCUGCAGAAGCAGGACGUAUCUGGAAUGAUAUGAGUGACGAAGAACGUGAAGAAUACAAUUAUAAGAGUCCUAGUGAUGACAUUCAAAUAACGGUAGGAGUUUCCCCAGAAUUCAACGAUGGCAUAGUCGGGCUGGCGGGGGAGGAUAAUGUAGUGGAGUUGGGCUACCGUCCAGGGAAUCGAGAUGAAAUUGAUCCAUCUAUUCAUGACGAAUCAAGCAACGAACCAGAUAAUGUACAACGCGCAUAAAAUAAAAUGUUUUAGUAAACAAAUAUUAGUAAAAUAUUUUGUAUAAGAAUUUUAUAUAAGGAUUUCUGUAAAAUUGUGGUGUUAAAUUGUGUGAUCUGUAAAUUUUAUUAUUUUUUAACAAUAAAUUUUUUAUUUUUGUAAUAA
This is a messenger RNA of Chrysoperla carnea, 879 nucleotides long. RefSeq lists its product as uncharacterized. Lineage: Eukaryota; Metazoa; Arthropoda; Insecta; Neuroptera; Chrysopidae. The record is from RefSeq and is a predicted model, not a curated record. The coding region runs from base 82 to 735 and encodes 217 amino acids. The transcript has 2 exons.